AUGUACGCCCACGUCGCUCGCGCGCUGAGUCGUCUGCUCGCACCGGUGUCCAUCGCGUUCGGCAGACGCGCCAGAGCGGAUCCGAACGCGAUGUCACGACGCGUCGCCGCGUCGCCGUCCCGCGCGAAAGAUGGCGACGCCGCGCCAGAGCCUGAGAAACCAUCCACGUCGUCAGCGACGGACGACGUGACGACGCCGAUUCGCGCGAAAGUAAACUCGCGAAAGAAACCGGUGAAGACGGAGGACGAACGCUCGGUGGUGGCGAUCGAGCCGGAGGGAUGGGAGAAGACGCUGGAGACGAUCAAGCGCUGGCGCGCGGACGGACCGCCGGCGGCGGUGGACACGAUGGGAUGCGAAAAGAUCGCCGACGUCGAGGACGAUCGAGUGAACGUGGAUGGAGAUCGAUAUAGACGGUACCUGACGCUGACGAGCGCGAUGCUGAGCUCGCAGACGAAGGAUGAGAUUAAUCACGCGGCGAUGCGGCGACUCAGAGCGCACGGGUGCACGCCGGAGAACAUUUUAAACACGGACGAGGACGCGCUGGACGCGAUGAUCAAUCCGGUUGGAUUUCAUCGACGUAAAGCGCAAUAUUUACGCGCGACGGCGAAGAUUUUACUGGACGAGUACGAUGGGGACAUUCCGCCGAGCGUGGAGACGCUGUGCGCGCUCCCGGGCGUCGGUCCAAAGAUGGCGUACCUCGUCAUGAACGUCGGUUGGGGAGAACCGACCGGGAUUUGCGUCGACGUUCACGUCCAUCGCAUCUCCGAGCGCCUCGGUUGGGUCGCCAAGGACGUGAUGGGGAAGAAUGGAUCUCCGCGGAAGAAGACGCCGGAGGACACGCGCGCGGCGCUCGAGAGUUGGCUUCCCAAGCACGAGUGGAUCGAAAUCAACCCGCUGUUGGUGGGCUUCGGCCAACUCACGUGCACACCGCUCCGUCCCAAGUGCCACGCGUGCCCCCUCGCGAAGGACGGAUCGUGCCCGUCCGCGUUCAAAGAAAAUCCGGCGUCGCCCGAGAGCGCGAAAAAGCGACCAAAGCUCGAGCUCAAGCUCGAGGGCGACGACGCGUGA
Messenger RNA from Ostreococcus tauri, 1068 nucleotides. RefSeq names its product Helix-turn-helix, base-excision DNA repair,C-terminal. The coding region runs from base 1 to 1068 and encodes 355 amino acids. The record is from RefSeq and is a predicted model, not a curated record. Gene Ontology annotation, biological process: base-excision repair; nucleotide-excision repair; base-excision repair, AP site formation. The transcript has a single exon. Gene Ontology annotation, cellular component: nucleus. NCBI's taxonomy places the organism in Eukaryota, Viridiplantae, Chlorophyta, Mamiellophyceae, Mamiellales, Bathycoccaceae. Gene Ontology annotation, molecular function: DNA-(apurinic or apyrimidinic site) endonuclease activity; DNA binding; oxidized pyrimidine nucleobase lesion DNA N-glycosylase activity.